Messenger RNA from Medioppia subpectinata, 2070 nucleotides. The record is from the annotation of a GenBank genome assembly. NCBI's taxonomy places the organism in Eukaryota, Metazoa, Arthropoda, Arachnida, Sarcoptiformes, Oppiidae.
GACCGGUGCGGCAUCGGCUGCGGCUCGUCUACCGUCGCGCCGGCCAUCGUAUACUUCCCGCCGGGAAAAUACCUGAUUGCACACCCGUUGCUUCAGUUUUAUUUCACCCAGUUCAUCGGCGACCCCAUUAACGUCCCGGAGCUGAUUAUGGCCCCGAACUUUGAUGGCGAUAAAGUGAAAGCCCUGAUCACGUCCAACGAGUACGUGUCCGGCCCUGGUGAGAUUUGGACCAAUCAGAAUAAUUUCUACCGCCAGGUGCGCAACUUUGUCAUCGACCUGACCCAAGCGCCCGCUGAUAAAGAGGCCACAGCCAUACACUGGCAGGUGGCUCAGGCUACUAGUAUCACAAAUGUGCAUGUUAAAAUGAGCACAGCUGCCGGCAAUAAGCAUCAGGCUAUUUGGAUGGAAAAUGGCUCAGGUGGCUAUAUGUCUGAUUUGGUGUUUGAGGGUGGUAAUUACGGUAUGUGGGUGGGCAAUCAACAGUUCACCUCGCGCAAUAUUACCAUUCGCAAUGCCAACACCGCUAUUUUCAUGAACUGGAACUGGGGUUGGACGUUUAAGGGUAUCAAGAUCGAGAAUUGUAAAACAGGAAUUGAAAUGACUGCCGGGGGUGAAGCGGCACAAGGGGUCGGUUCCCUAUUACUGGUGGACUCCGAAAUCAAGGACACACCCAUCGGUGUACUCACAGUAAACAGCGCUACCAGCAAACCCGCCGGUGCCGGCACACUCGUACUGGACAACGUCAAACUGACCAAUGUGCAAAAAGCUGUGGCCCAUCCCAACGGCCAAACUGUGUUGGAUGGCGGCAACAAGGUGAUCGCCUCGUGGGGUCAGGGUCGUUUCUACGACGCCCAGGGUCAGGGCAAAUACCAACAAGGUCCGUUGGACGCGCCCCAGAAGCCCAAAGUCCUGUUGGAUGCGCAGGGUCGAUUCUUUGAGCGCACAAAACCCCUAUACCUGGACGUAGCGAUGGGUGACUUCAUUUCGGUCAAGUCGGAGGGCGCCAAAGGGGACGGCGUUACCGACGAUACCGCUGCCAUAACCCGCGCCCUGUCCAAAUGGGCCGGGUGCAAGGUCAUUUAUUUCCCGGCCGGCGAUUACGUGGUGACCGACACAGUGCUGGUGCCCGCCGGCUCACGACUGAUCGGCGAGGUUUGGUCAGUCAUUAUGGCUACGGGUAACAAGUUUGCUGAUGCUAAUAACCCCCGGCCCGUGUUUCAAGUGGGCAAACCCGGUGAAAAGGGAAUCGCCGAGAUUAGCGAGAUGCUGUUCUCCACCGAGGGUUCGGUGCCUGGUGCCAUUAUGCUCCAGAUCAAUUUGAAAGAGUCGGUACAGGGUGGUGUCGGCAUAUGGGACACCCAUUUCCGUAUUGGUGGCGGUAAGGGUACGAGAUUGCAGAGCUCUAAUUGCGCCAAGGGUGGCCCAAUGAGACCCGAGUGCCAAGGUGCGUUUGUGAUGUUGCACGUGGCCGAGACCGGUAGCGCGUUGGUCGACAAUAUGUGGGCCUGGGUGGCCGAUCACGAUCUGGAUGGGCCCACACAGGUGUCCCUAUACAACGGUAGAGGUGUUCAUAUCGAGAGCAAAGAGGGCCCGGUAUGGCUGUACGGCACGUCGUCCGAGCACUCGGUGUUCUAUCAGUACAAUAUAGCUAACGCUAAGAACGUGAUGAUGGGUAUGAUUCAGACAGAGACCCCCUAUUAUCAGGCAUACCCCGCGGCUCCUGAGCCGUACAAACCUCUGGCCAAGUGGAACGACCCAGAUUAUAGCCACUGCGAAAAGGGCUCAGUCACCUGUCCCAUGGCCUGGGGCUUAAGGAUUGUCAACUCAGAGCACGUGUAUGUUUAUGGCGCCGGGCUGUACAACUUUUUCCAGAACUACGACCAAGGUUGUCUGACCACUGAACACUGUCAGGACAAUAUGCUGUCCAUCGAGAAGUCGCCCAAAAAUGUGUUUAUCUAUAACUUGAAUACUAAGGCGUCGGACAAUAUGGUGACCGUUGACGGCCAGUCCAAAGCCAAACAGGCGGACAAUAGGGCCUCGUUUUGCUCAACCAUUGCUGGUUUUCUCGAG